Colletotrichum spaethianum is the source of this 1248-nucleotide messenger RNA. RefSeq names its product anthranilate phosphoribosyltransferase. The coding region runs from base 1 to 1248 and encodes 415 amino acids. Gene Ontology annotation, biological process: L-tryptophan biosynthetic process. The record is from RefSeq and is a predicted model, not a curated record. NCBI's taxonomy places the organism in Eukaryota, Fungi, Ascomycota, Sordariomycetes, Glomerellales, Glomerellaceae. Gene Ontology annotation, cellular component: cytosol. The transcript has a single exon. Gene Ontology annotation, molecular function: anthranilate phosphoribosyltransferase activity.
AUGGCCUCUCAACCUCCGGUCGCGGGGUCCGACGGCGCCCUCCCGCUCAUCGACAUCAAGCCGCUCCUCAAGAAACUCUGGCCCGUCCCGGACGCCGGCGUCAAUGUGACCCCGGACGAGAUCGCCGAGGCCAUCUCCCACUUCUUCACCCACCAGGUCUCCGACGCCCAGGCCGCCUCUCUCCUCAUCGCCCUGCACUUCACCAACCUCGACCGCCGCGCCGACGUCAUGGCCCGCUCCGCCCACGUCAUGCGCCGCGCCGCCGCAAAGGUCGACUUUGACGACCUCGGCCGCGUCGUAAGGCAAAAGGCGCUGGCCGCCGGUGCCUACGGCGGCGGGCUGUGUGACAUUGUCGGCACGGGCGGCGACUCGCACAACACCUUCAACAUCAGCACCACGUCCAGCAUCCUCGCCAGCUCCCUGCUGCUCGUGGCCAAGCACGGCAACCGCGCGAGCACCUCAAAGUCCGGUUCCGCCGAUCUCGUCAACAACAUGCAGCCCCGCCCGCCCGUGCUCAUGGCCGUCUCGCCGGCCACCCUCUCCCGCGUCUACUCGGCCACCAACUACGGCUUCCUCUUCGCCCCCGUCUUCCACCCGGGCAUGCGCUACGUCGCGCCCAUCCGCAAGGAGCUGCCCUGGCGGACAAUCUUCAACCUCCUGGGUCCGCUGGCGAACCCAGUCGAGGACAUCCUCGAGGCCCGCGUCAUCGGCGUCGCGAGGAAGGAGCUCGGCCCCGUCUUCCUCGAGGCCCUCAAGAUCGGCGGCUCCAAGAAGGCCAUGAUCAUUUGCGGCGAGGAGGAGCUGGACGAGGUCAGCUGCGCCGGGCCGACGCUAGUGUGGAGGCUGAGCGAGAAUGCCGAGGGCGACGUCGUCUCGGACCACUUCAGGGUGCAGCCGAGCGACUUUGGCCUGGGCACGCACCCCCUCAACACCGUAUCGCCGGGCAAGGAGCCCUCCGAGAACGCCGAGAUUCUGAGGAGGAUAUUGGAGGGCGAGUUGGCCGACAACGACCCCAUUCUGGAGUUCGUGCUGAUGAACACGGCGACGCUGUUCGUGGCCUCGGGUAUCUGCGAGGCGGAGACGAGCAACAUGGGCCCCGGCGACGACGGCCAGGUCAUCACCGAAAGGGGACCUGGCGGAGGACGAUGGAAGGAAGGCGUGCGGAGGGCGCGCUGGGCUGUCAAGAGCGGUGAGGCCUGGAAGCAGUGGAGGGCGUUUGUCGACGUUACAAACGGAUUCGACCAGUGA